Trypanosoma conorhini is the source of this 645-nucleotide messenger RNA. Its product is annotated as ubiquitin-conjugating enzyme E2. The transcript has a single exon. Gene Ontology annotation, biological process: protein polyubiquitination; DNA repair; proteasome-mediated ubiquitin-dependent protein catabolic process. NCBI's taxonomy places the organism in Eukaryota, Euglenozoa, Kinetoplastea, Trypanosomatida, Trypanosomatidae. The coding region runs from base 1 to 645 and encodes 214 amino acids. Gene Ontology annotation, molecular function: ubiquitin conjugating enzyme activity. The record is from RefSeq and is a predicted model, not a curated record.
AUGGAUCUGCCGGCUACCGAGAACCCCGCCGAGGCACUGGAGGUUGCUCGCAGACGUGACGCCCUUUUUGGGCAGGCGGAGCCGCAGCAGGAGGAGCAGCGGGUGGGAGCGGGGCGGCAGGGCCCCUCGGGUUACGCGCGCACGGCAGAGGGGAACCCCCGCAGCGCCGCGGAUGCCCGUCGGCGGCUCAUGCAGGACCUAAAAAGGAUACAGUGCUCCUCCAACCCGCUCUUUUCGGCGCGCCCGAUCGACGGGGACCUCUUCCACUGGCGGGCCGUCGUGCUUGGGCCCGACAGCACCGUCUGGGAGGGCGGGGUCUUCAAGCUGCGGCUGGAUUUCACCGAGGAGUAUCCGUGUGCGCCACCGAAAGUUCGAUUUCUAACAAAGGACAUGUUUCAUCCAAACGUGUACGUUGAUGGGAACGUAUGCCUUGACACGCUGAAAAACGCAUGGAGCCCGACACUCGAUGUGGAAUCCCUGCUGAUGAUGAUCAUAUCAUUCUUGUCCGACCCCAAUCCAAAUUCCGCCGCGAACGGUGAGGCGGCCCUGUUGUACACAACGGCAAAGGACAAAUACGACGAACGCGUGAGGCGUCUUGUAGAGGCUUCGCUGGAUCAAUCCUUCUCGGACGCGGAGGAUGAGUGA